Messenger RNA from Closterium sp. NIES-65, 3762 nucleotides. The record is from the annotation of a GenBank genome assembly. Lineage: Eukaryota; Viridiplantae; Streptophyta; Zygnematophyceae; Desmidiales; Closteriaceae.
AUGGCGCCCGUGCAACCAAGUGUUGGCCCAUCUAGGGACGAGCCUAGAGUGUUUGGCCUUGACAAGUUCAACGGUGACAACUUUGCUGAGUGGUCCUUCAAAAUGGAGAACGUGUUUGAUCACUAUGACCUGCUGGAGGUGAUGGAAGGAACGGAGAAGCGCCCCAAGAACGACCCGGAGAAGAGCCCGUGGGUGCGGAAGAGCGCACAAGGCUACCUCCUACUAGGGCAAGCGUUGGGGAGCAGCCAGAUCCGUCACAUCAAGCCAUUCCAGCGUGAACCAAAGAAGGGACCAAAGGCAUGGGCUGCUCUCAAGCGUGUACACGCUCCUGCAACAGCGGCGGUAGCUGUGGUGUUGGAACGGCGAAUGGCGUCGUUACGAAUUGAAGAGGAUGAAGCGGUUGAAGAAGGGGUGCAGAAAUUCUUUGACUUGUUGACUCGGCUUGAGGGAGCUGAUUUGAACUAUAGUGAGCUCCAAAAGAAGACCAAGUUGCUGGCCCUACUCCCUGAGUCAUGGUCCUCGCUCAUCAUCAACCUGAAUCGCGACUUGCCCCGCCUCUCGCUUGAAGACGUGAAGCGAGCUAUCCUUCAAGAGGAUUUCCGCCGCCGUGAGUUGGUGAGUGCGGAUGGCGCAGGGGCAGCGAGCAUCGGCCGUGGAUAUGGUCGCCAGGAGGGUAGAGGAGCAGGAGGAGGGAGAAGAAGAGGCAGUGGAGGCCGUGGUAGUCGCGGUGGCGGAGCUGCAAACAUGAAGAGCGGAGACAACGACAAGGACCCGAGCGACGAUCGGUACCUGGGUCUAUUCUACUUCGUGUCGACCAUGACACCUCGCCCAGACUUGCUCACUGAACUCGAACCGUCACCGGUGAAGCAUGUCACAUCGGCUUUGGGGCAACGAGCGGAGGUGAAAGGCAUGGGCAAGGCCAUGUUCAAGGGUGCUGAUGGGAAGAUGGUGGGCCUCAAGAACAUCCCAGUCGUCCCUAUGCCUAAGGAGAGGCAAGUGGCAGCAAGCAUCAGCACCAAGGAUGGAGCGGUUGGUAGCGACGAUGGCACGAACGGUCGCGGUAAGGAGAAUGAGCUCAAGAAGAGCAGACCUGGAGGGACCAGCAAGUUCAGUGAACCUAAGGAGAGUGGUGCAGCAACCAAGGAGCAGCAAAAGGGUGAGGAGAACCCCGAGGGAGCAGCGAAGGAGGACUACGGAGAGAGUAUGUGGGGCGCUAUUGCGAGCGCCGCAUUCUCCAAUCCAACUUCGGCUACGGGGGAGUGUGAUUGGCCCACCUUGCAUCGGCGCAUGGGGCAUGUGGCCCUGCCAAUCUUGCAGCAGCUAGUGAAGAAUGAGAUGGUUGCUGGCAUACGUGUGAAGGGGGAGCCCAAUGAGGUACUUGGCUGCCCGACGUGCAUGCAAGCCAAAUUCACCCGAUUCCCGUUCUCUAGUUCGGAGGCGACGGCUAAGGCACCGCUUGAUGAGGUGGUGAUGGACGUGGCAGGCCCCCUGAAGCUUGGAGCUUCUCGAGCUGAGUAUUUUCUCACCAUUGUCGACGUCUACACCCGCAUGACUUGGGUGUAUGUGCUGGCCAAGAAGAGCGACGUGGCUGAAACGUUGAAGCCGGAUUGGUUCCCGAUGGUGGAGCGGCAACAAGACCGUCUAGUCAAAGCCUUGACUCAUGUGGGAGCAGACAAAUGGGUGUCCUAUGUGGAGUGGCUAGGAAGGAAGCCAAAGGUGGAUAUGCUUCGGGUGUUCGGGUGUAUGUGGAUGGCGCUCGUGCCUAAGCAUCUUCGGCACAACAAGCUUGGUGCCAAGGCGGUGUGGGCCGUGCACUUGGGCAUGGCUCAAAACAGCAAGGGAUGGCUUCUUUGGGACCCAUUCACCAAGAAGUUCUUGGUGAGCAGGGACUGCAAGUUCAUGGAGAACUUCAUGUACAAGGAUUGGAAGGCGGAGAAUGAGGCGAAGAUAUGCGUGCGGUUUGGGGAGGUGAAGAGUUCCGGUUUGGAGCAUGUGGAGCUGCCUUUGGAGCUGAGCAGCGGCAGCACAACCACGAGGCAAUCCUCCCUUGUGAAUGGGGGAAAGGAGACCAAUGAUGCAGAGGAAGAAGAGGAGGAGGUGCAGCAAGUGAGCGAGCGUGCACCGACACUUCCUUCCCGCACUACGAGCGCUCCACGGAUCCGAGCCACACCGCAGCAACGCCAAGGCCUUCAAGUCCCUGCAACUGAGGAGGAAGAAAGGGGGAAGAGGAGAAAUCAACCCCCUAAUAGGUUGACCUAUGAUGCGCCGGGAAAGCAGGGCAAGACAGCCCUGGCUGGAGCGGCAAUGAUGGUCGGAGACGACGAGGAGAGUGACUACGAGGAGUGUGCCUUCGCGUUCUUCUCUCCGGUGGAGAUGCCGGGAGAACCAGCAACUCUCAAGGAGGCUUUGGAGAGUAGUGAUGCUGAGGAGUGGAAGAAGGCAAUGGAGAGUGAGCUGAAGAGCAUCGAGGAGAAUGACACGUUUGAAUUGGUGGAGCUACCGGAGGGGCGUACGGCGAUAACGUCCAAGUGGCUCUUCAAAAUCAAGUCGGAUGCCGACGGCAAGAUCGAGCGCUACAAGUCUAGGCUUGUAGCCAAGGGGUACCAGCAGAAGGAGAAGGUGGACUUCAAGGAGCUGUUUGCCCCUGUGGUGAAGACGACGACGCUGCGAACCCUAUUCGCGGGAGCCGCCAUCAAAGGAUGGGUAGUAAAACAAAUGGACAUCGUAACGACAUUCCUUAACGGCAUCCUUGAGGAGGAGAUUUUUAUGGCGCAGCCAGAGGGGUUUGACGAUGGUAGUGGCAGAGUGUGGAAGCUGAAGAAGGCCCUCUAUGGGCUGAAGCAAGCCCCUAGGCAAUGGUACAUGAAGCUGCGCAAAGUGUUGGAGGGGAUCGGCUUCACUCCCUCAACGGCCGAUCACUCCUUGUUCAUGCUUGGCGAGGGGGAGCACAGGAGCUUCAUGGUGGUGUACGUGGAUGACAUCCUCAUCUUCUCACCCUCUUCUGACCUUGUGAAGGAGGGGCCAGAGGAGGAGAGCGUUGGAGAAGAGGAGAGGCGCCGUUUUCACUCGUUGAUGGGCAGCCUCAUGUAUGCGGCGGUAAACACCCGAUCGGACGUCGCGUUUGCUACCGGGCAGCUAGCUAGGGUUGUGCAAUGCCCUAAUGAGGAGCAGGUAGCAGCUGGAAUGAGGGUGGCCAAGUAUCUUGGCCAAACACCGACCGUUGGGCUGCAAUACUCGGCGGCGGCACAAAGGCGCCAAAAGGGCGCGGAUGGUGUUGAACCCGGGCGUUUGUUCCUCACCGCCUACUCGGAUGCUUCAUAUGCAUCGGAACCAGAGGACAUGACAAGUGUGGGAGGCUUCAUAUGCUGUGUUGGUGGAGGCCCAAUUGCUUGGGAGAGCAAGAAGCAGGUUGACCAAGCUUUGAGCUCGGUGGAGUCCGAGUACGUGGCACUCUUCCGUGCCGUACGGGAGAUUGUGUGGCAGCGGCGUUUGUUGGCUGAAUUGGGGGAGGAGCAGCAAGGACCUACCCCACUCUACUCUGACAGCGAGGGUGCCAUUGCUCUUGCUAAGAACCCUGUGUUGCAUGGACUCACAAAGCACAUGAGGGUGAAGUGGCAUUGGACGAGGAGCAUGGUGACUACGGGUGAAGUUGAAUUGCGGUACGUGAAGACCACGGGGCAGCCGGCUGAUAUGAUGACCAAGAGGCUGGUGGAGCAGCAGCACUGGAAGUGUUGCAAGCUGACUGGGAUGGCUCUGAACUGA